AUGGCCCCCUGUCCCCAGCCUGGCUCCCGCCUGGUUGGCAGCCCCCUGGGUCUGAUAUGCUUGUCCCUGUGGAUCGUUCCUGCUGCAGCCAGCGGCCACUGCGACUGCAGCCUGGGCCUCAGCCGCGAGGCCCUUAUCGCCCUCCUCGUGGUGCUGGUGGGUAUCAGCGCCAGCUGCUUCUUCGCCCUCGUCAUCGUGGCAGUUGGCGUCCUUCGCAACAAGGGUGAAACAUGCCCUGAAACCACCGACAGAAGUCUGGUGGAGCGCUAUGGGGUCCAGGAAGACCACGUGGACCUCCAGUCCGUGCAGAUGGAGUCCCACCUUGUGGAGCCCGAGCUGGAGGUGGCCAUGAUGCAGCCCAUGGAGGAUCACAGCCUCCUGACCAUGCCCGUGGGUCCCCCGCUGACUCUAGAGGAGCCCCCCUGCUCACCCCCGCCUGAGUAG
This is a messenger RNA of Pteronotus mesoamericanus, 444 nucleotides long. It is a transcript of the gene TMEM210, whose product is annotated as transmembrane protein 210. NCBI's taxonomy places the organism in Eukaryota, Metazoa, Chordata, Mammalia, Chiroptera, Mormoopidae. The record is from RefSeq and is a predicted model, not a curated record. The transcript is spliced from 4 exons. The coding region runs from base 1 to 444 and encodes 147 amino acids.